AUGGAGGUGACUAGGCGCGUUGAACCGCGAUUCCUCUCGAACCUUCGUUUUGCGGACGAGACCGUUCUCUUUUCGAAAAGCACCAGUGAAACAGAGACAAUGCUCAUGGAAUUGAAUGAAGCAGGGAAGAGACUGCGAAUAAACAGAAACAAGACACAGUUCAUGAAAAACGCCUACUGCGAGUACGGAGGAGUACAACUUGAAGGUUCUCAAAUCGUGGGAACUUCGUCAUACGUAUACCUCGGAACCUUGUUCUAUGAACAUGGAAAACGACUUGAAGGAAGAACUGAAUAG
Molecule: messenger RNA, 294 nt
Organism: Necator americanus (New World hookworm)
Lineage: Eukaryota; Metazoa; Nematoda; Chromadorea; Rhabditida; Ancylostomatidae
Exons: 1
Coding region: 1-294 (97 amino acids)
Source: RefSeq, a predicted model, not a curated record